Brachypodium distachyon (stiff brome) is the source of this 1673-nucleotide messenger RNA. Its product is annotated as 3-oxo-Delta(4,5)-steroid 5-beta-reductase. The transcript has a single exon. Lineage: Eukaryota; Viridiplantae; Streptophyta; Magnoliopsida; Poales; Poaceae. The coding region runs from base 158 to 1348 and encodes 396 amino acids. The record is from RefSeq and is a predicted model, not a curated record.
CCAAACGGCCACACAUGUAGUAGGGCAGCCCACCUGUGCCUGUAGUCCUGUACUCCCGAGUCCCGAUCCCCCACGCAGCCACGCUACUUUCUCUAGUUUUGACCCGUCUUCUCCCCUCUUCGUCCCACACGCCGGCCGAUCCAUCCAAGCUUCCACGAUGAGCUGGUGGUGGGCGGGCGCGAUCGGCGCCGUGAAGAAGCGCCAGGACGAGAGCGCGGCCGCGGCGGAGCCCUCCUUCCAGAGCGUCGCGCUCGUCGUCGGAUCCACCGGCAUCGUCGGCACCUCCCUCCUCGACAUCCUCCCGCUCCAGGACACCCCGGGCGGCCCCUGGAAGGUCUACGCGCUCUCCCGCCGCCCGCUCCCGCCCUGGUCCCCGCCGCCCUCGCCCGCCGUCACCCAUCUGCACCUCGACCUCGCCGACUCCGCCGCCGUCGCCGACGCCCUCACGCCCCUCACCGACAUCACACACGUCUUCUACGUCGCCUGGUCCAACCACCCCACGGAGGCCCAGAACCGCGAGGCCAACUCCGCCAUGCUCCGGAACGUCCUCUCCGUCGUCGUCCCCAACUGCCCGGCGCUCGUCCACGUCUGCCUCCAGACCGGCCGGAAGCACUACAUCGGCCCCUUCGAGGCCAUCGGCAAGAUCCCCGCCCCGGACCCGCCUUACACCGAGGAUAUGCCCCGCCUCGAUUACCCCAACUUCUACUACGACCAGGAGGAUGUCCUCUUCGACGAGGUCUCCCGACGCGGCGGUGCCGUCAGCUGGUCCGUGCACCGUCCCACCACAAUCUUUGGCUUCUCUCCACGGAGCGCCAUGAAUGUCGUCGGUAGUCUAUGCGUCUACGCCGCCAUCUGCCGCAAGGAGGGUGCCACUAUGCGGUGGCCUGGAUCCAAGGUCGCUUGGGAGGGUUUCAGUGAUUCCUCGGACGCUGACCUCAUCGCCGAGCACGAGAUCUGGGCGGCAGUUGAUCCAUUCGCCAAGAACGAGGCUUUCAAUUGCAGCAAUGGGGAUUUGUACAAGUGGAAACAGCUUUGGCCGAUGCUGGCAGAUCAUUUCGAGGUGGAAUGGGCUGGGUAUGAUGGAGAGGAGAACCGGUUCAUGCUUACACAGGCCAUGGCAGGGAAGGAAGCAGUGUGGGCCGAAAUUCUGCAGGAGAACGAGCUCAUUAGGACCGAGCUGGAGGAGAUCACCAAUUGGUGGUUCGUCGAUGCCUUGUUCAAUGUUGAGACCCAGCAUUUGGAUAGCAUGAACAAGAGCAAAGAACAUGGAUUCCUUGGUUUCCGGAACACGACAAACUCCUUCAACACAUGGAUCGAGAAGAUGAAGGUUUUCAAGAUUGUUCCCUGAUACCUUUAUUUUCUAUAUCUAUUGUUUCUUUUAUAUCCUGUUCUUUCUCAUACCCAGUGACUCUUGAAUUUAGUUUCAUUGCAACUGUUUGCUUAUUUGGGAAUGGUCACAUGUUCUGAAAUGUUGUAAUCUAGAAUAAACUAGAAUGGAGUACCCUUGCUUAGUAGUUGUUCAUUGCCAUUGUUGAAGCUUUGAGUAAUUGGUUGGAUGCUUUCCAUAUUGUGAGGGAUUCAUCUAUGAAUUACCUGCGAAACUUGGCCAUUCUUGUAAAUGGUAUGCUGAUCUGUUGCUUUUGUUGGUAAUGAUAUGCUUGAGAUUCGCUUCA